GCCACACCCAGAGUGCGCCCCGCCCUGGCAAAGUUGACUCAGACUGUAAGCCGACACCAGUCAAAGCAGGGAAAAAAAAGAAAGAAAAAAAGAGACUCGCACGAAGACGAAGCUGAAAGCCUGAAGAGAGCUGCUGCUGCUGCUGCUGCUGCAAAAGAAAAAGAAGACGGAAGGUCCCCGGUCAAACAUGGAGUUCUCUCUGAGGGUCGUUUUCCUUCUUUUUCUCCUCUCCGGAAGUUUAGCGCAAGACGGAUUCGACCUGUUUGAUGCCCUUGAUGAUGCAGAUCCAACACCUCCAAAACCCAAGGAGCAACCGAAGGCCCCAGAGCAACCUAAAACUGACGGUGGACUCGACCUUUCAGAUGCAUUCGGACCAGAUGAGAUACCGACCCAGAAACCAAAGAAACCAAGUUCUGGAGACACGGGAGACUUUGGAUUCGAUCUGGGGGAUGCUCUGGGUCCAGACACCAAGCCCGAACCUGACAAGCCUGCUGUCAAACCGCCGAGCAGUGGAGGAGGUGGUGGAACAUUUGGUGACUCCGACUUGUUCGAUGUCAGUGGUGGAGACUACAAGCCUGAAGGAGGCCGCCCAGGAGCAGAUGGAGGCGUGGACCCGGGCAAUGAUCAUCAGGGCGGCGCUGAUAAGCCUCAAGAUCCAGACCUUCCAUGGGGCCAAAUCCUGAAGAUGAUAAAUGCUAACAUGCCCGAGGAACUCUAUAUGUGGAUGUCCAACUUAAAGCAGAUGCUUACACCUCUGCUAGAGAGGGCCAUGGAUCUGCUGCGAGCUCUGCCAUGAGCCACCGGCCCGCUCGUGCUCCGAUUGGCUCUCGUGUCGGAGCUUGUGCUCGAUUGGUGCUUUACAAAUGUCUGUUGGACUCCACGUUUGACAAAAAUAUAGAGGGGUGUUUGAAAAGUCAGGAAUGGAAGUGACGUUUUUCGAGAUGUGAUCGCUGAUAGUUUGUUUUUUUUUGUUUUUUUUUUGGUAACAUUUUGGAUCCAGUGGCUCGGGAGUGGACAAAAUAACAGAAACACUUUGACAAUCAAAUAUGUUUGACCUAAUGGUCAUUUAUUAGAUCCAGAUUAUUUUGCCUUUUCUUGGAUUACUUGGACUUUUUCUGGUAACUGGGCUUCAGGGUGGGCUGAUAUUUAUAUAUAUAUAGCAGGAUUAUUGUCUUUCUGUUGUGGUGAUUUUUUGCGAAUAUGAUGUUAGGUGGUUCAAAUGUAUAAUUGUAUGUGUGUGUCUUUAUUCGAUCAUUUUUUUUUGCUGACAAGACAUGAAGUCCUGUUCAAUGUACUGUGUCAACCCGAGUCGGUGAAUGUGGAAUGUGGAGGGUCAAUGUUGUGGGCUGCAACAAACAAAUCAGAGUAUGGGAAACACCGGUACAGUACAUCCCCACAUGUAUCUGUACACCUGUAUCUCUACACAGCUACUUCCCACUACCACAAACAGUCGUCACUUGCAUGAAAGUAUGGAGCUUUGUUACACAUUUUGUCGAAAGGAGGCCCUAGAAUACAUUCAUUCUAACAUUAAAGGUUCAGUGUGUAGGAUUGAUUGGCAUCUUGCUGUAAUCCUCGCCUCACCCUCCCUCUCUAAGCGUGGUGGAGGUCUUCAGGUAACAUACAAAAAGCGAAAGCUUCUCUAUUUCGCUCUGAGCAACUGUAGAAACAUGGCAGACUCUGAGGAAGAGGACCUUCUCCUGAUUCGAAGGUUACACAAACACGGUUUUAGUUUUAGUGAUUAUACACAAAUGGGAACAUAACAAUGAAUAUUAUAUUCCAUUUCUGCCGAUAAAUGCAUCUAAGUCUAGGCCUUGAGUUGUUACAGGAUGAACCUGAGAUAUCUUUUGUUUCGAGUUUGAUUCAGCUUGACGCUGCAGACAGUCAGGGGCUUGGUGACCUCUGACCUCACCUCAACCUCGUGUCGGGUGUAGUAAUGUCUUCCCACAUUCUGUCUUGCAAGAGUGUUGGAAUCUCAUGGCGACUGAGGUUUGUCAUUCUUUGUUGUAGAAUUGUUGUGGACAAUUAAUGUCCAAUUUAGCGACAUACAUACACAGUAAAUAAAUACACUGCAUCUGUACGCUAGCCCCGUUUAAUUCAGGUCUGUUGUAUGGCGAAGUGUUUCUAUUAUUUUGUCUAUCAAGGACAUUAUUGUUUUCAUUUUAUUUUGGGACUCCCUGUCCUCCUCUCUCCUGUAACAUGGGCUAACAGCAGCUCGCUCCGCGGCUGUCAAAGUUUACCACUGUGCCCUUUGACCUCUGGCUGUCAUUCUUUUUGACACUGACAGCUUCGGGGCCUGUGCCUCAGCUGGAAAACCAACGAUGGAACAGUCAGUCAGAGCCGCUGCCUGCGCGCCACCAUCAGGUUUAUGUUACUAAUGCAGCGUAGAGUUUGUCCCGGGACUCUGGGCUUACCAGACGUCCUGUAUUUGGGUGUGUACACACCCAUGCAUGACUCAUUCGUGUGUUGUUGUUUGACAACAGUAAUAUUGCCAUGGAGCGCAAACUCCUUUUAGCUUAAUGUGUGGAAGGCAGCUCGGCACGUGUGUGCGUGAAUGGGAUACUUUACUGAAAAUGAAAUUCGUUUUUGUCCAUGUUGGCUGUUAGUCUCUAAACAAGCUCACGUGACAGGAAAUGCAGAGAGCACUGCUACUGGAUAAAAGCAAAGAUGUCUUCAGUAGUUUUAAGUAUCUACUGUCAGUUAACUUUAUAUAUAUAUAUAUAUAUAUAUGUUUGUGAGUGUCUGCUUCUUUGCGGUCUUCUCUUCAUGUGUGGACUUGACUCACCGUCAGUCCGCGGAUCCUCCACAGUCAGCAGACGUCUGCACACAUUCUUAGCAUUCCCAGCACUCUGCUGACGGAUCCAUCGUGCACCGGAGUAAACCUGCCCUGCUAACAUUGACGACGCUCCAGUUAUGUGGGGACGGUACGAACUUUUAGAUAUUUGAUCAGACGUUGUUUUUUUCACCCUUUUGGCACUUUGCGGCUUAUGGAUUUUUUCUCUGUGUACUUUGGUCACUGGCAGCAUAUUUAUUUUUUGGAAUGGGUUUUUUUUUCGUAGUUGAAUCUUCUCUCCUUCAUGUUUGUCUUUUAACAUUGCUUCAACCACUGCAGUGUAUGAAAGUCAUGACAGGUGUAAUGCAUAGUGAAUAAAUGAUGAAGGGUCAGCAAUCAGUGCACACAGUGUUUGGUUUAUGAUCUGUUUGGGGCUGCGGGACCCACUGGACUGUAUUUAUAUAAUGUAGCGCUUUUCAAGUCUUAUUGACCACUCAAAGGGCUUUACAGCACAAGACACAUUCACACACAUUCAAGAGCCGCCAGAGGCAAUUUUAGGGUUAAGUGUCUUGCCCAAGGGCACAUCGGCAUGCGGCCUUGGGGUCGAUGGGAUCGAACCGCCGACCUUCGGGGUUGGUGGCCGACCGACUCCACCUCCUGAGCCGCAGCCGCCCGACCGAGCAGAGUGAACAGCAGUGACUGGCUGAGAGGUUGUAGGAACCAGGUGAAGGAAAAUGAAAAAAGUGAAGUGAAAGAAUUACUUCCUUAAAAAAACGUUUAAAAAUAUUCACAAAAUAGUUCAAACAUUAUUUUAUGUCAGCGAAACCUGAACAAUACAGACAUCCCCAAAAUAAACCUCAUGGCACAGGGGUUUGAUAUAUUAGUCUGAAGGGGCCGCUGACUAGAGUACACAAACUACACAAUAAUAAUAGUAUAAUACUGUGCAGUAUAUGAUAGAAAUUGAGAAUGCCAUGCUGUGGCAUAAAAUGUAUGUUUUUUUAUGUGCUAUAAAAUAAAACUGUUUCUGAUAAUUA
Molecule: messenger RNA, 3804 nt
Organism: Scophthalmus maximus (turbot)
Lineage: Eukaryota; Metazoa; Chordata; Actinopteri; Pleuronectiformes; Scophthalmidae
Gene: cd99
Product: CD99 molecule
Exons: 11
Coding region: 188-796 (202 amino acids)
Biological process (GO): homotypic cell-cell adhesion; T cell extravasation; positive regulation of neutrophil extravasation
Source: RefSeq, a predicted model, not a curated record